Messenger RNA from Darwinula stevensoni, 561 nucleotides. Lineage: Eukaryota; Metazoa; Arthropoda; Ostracoda; Podocopida; Darwinulidae. The record is from the annotation of a GenBank genome assembly.
AUGAUAUGUGUGGGGAACUUGUUGAUACCAGAUCAUGAUGCUGGUGUAUUUCUUGUGUACAAGGACCCAAUUGCUUCAAAGCCAUUGGAUAAGAUAGCUGAGGUUGCACUUGGAGGUUUGAUUUGCUGGGAUGGACAGCAUUUCCUCCAAAUUGCAUUACAUGGCUAUCAGCGAGAACCAUCAACAGCAUUCUUCCCCCUCUUCCCCCUGUUUGUUAGAGAGCUCCAUAAUUAUAUCUUCCCAGAUGAAAUGGAGAUUUACAUUUCUCCACAGUGGAGUCUUGCCAUCAUAGGCAUUGUCCUCAAUUUCUUUCUAUUUGUCCUGUCAGCAUUGGCAAUGUUCUGCCUGACUUUUUACAUCUUCCAGGAUCUUAAUUUUGCUGUCACUGCAGGUGAGUACCAGGCUGUUGUGCUCUGGCACCCCAGUUCCAAUCUGGCUUGCUUCAAGACACAUACUGGGAAAAGAUUUUUACCUGGAUCCUCAGCACAAAUGAUUUGGCAGACAAUUUGUGCCCUGUAUUGGCGCACUGCUCGCUGCCCCUCGGUACGGAUCGGGAUUUAA